AUGAGAUUCGACCUUCGCCUCGACGAACACGCUUCAUCGCCCGACGUCGCUACGCCGCCCAUGCCCACACGCCGUCAGCCUCGCACGAAUGCGCAACGCCAGAAAGAGGGAAUGCACAUGGCCCGGCGCAUUCGCUCAGAAGCCUUUGCCUUUCCCGUACCUCCAAGUGGUGGCCUCCAAGGGCUAGGUCUCGGUCUGGGGGUUGCGGAUGCCCCAUCGCGCGCGACGCCAGAAGUCGAAGCCGCUUUCCGACGCGCUGCGACUAAUGGGAGGUUUCCAAGAGGUCACGAGUGGGUGGAGGACGCGACUACCUACAUUAACAGACACAGUCCGGUUUUGUGCGAAGGGACGGAUGAAGGACUGGUGGCAAAUCGCAAGGAUCGAGGGUCGGACACGGAUGAGCUCACAGGAUCGCAAGGCUGGUCGCCGUAUUCCAGUGUCGCUCCAUCGCCCGCCCUUGGAAUGACAGCAAGCACUGCUCCUUUGAUCUUCCACAGGCAGGAGCCGGACAAGCUACGAGCGCCAAUGGCUCGUCGCACUGUAUCUCAACCUGGCACAGCAAAAGAAGAGAAGAUGGCGUACUCCCCAGAGCCCGACGAGUAUCCCUUUCCCGAAAUGCCGGGUGGCCACAAGCGCCUGUCGAUGACCUUCUCGCCUUUGCAACUCCCCAAGUGGGGCAGUGUGGAGCACCACGCACCCUCAUUGGCAGAGCAGAUGGCCUUCGCGUGUGGGUUGGGCAGCGACCUAGAAUGGGACACCCAGACGAGUGCUGCCAACGACCACCAAGAUUCGUUUGCGUACACCUCAGCUUCCGCUUACGUCACCGUCCCAGAGCUGCAAGAAGAGCAGACCGCGGAACUGUACAGGAGCUGGACGUCGCACAUCGACGCUGGAGCCGCGCUUGCUGACGAAGCGACUUUCUGGACUGGCGCCGGUGCCGAUCUAACUCGAAGCAACACGACAGCAAGCACUGCUUACGUGCUUGCCGACAGCCCCAUCCUCCAGGGCAAGCUUGCGCUCUCGCAAAAUUCACCUGGAGGGAGCGUCUCUUCGGAGCGGUCAGAUUCUGCAUUCUCGCAACCUUCCGUUGCGUCUUCCGUGACGUCCAUAUCUUCCGAUCAUUUCCACGAAAGCUCCUUGUCGAAGAGCAUCAGCAUCGAUCAAUUGUUCGAACGGAGUCUGCUGGCUACUCCGCUAAAGGUCACCGACAGUCCUCAAGUUGCCGUCACGCGCGAGGGAUCACCACACCAACUAGCGGAUGAAUUCAGCUAUCUUGCCGACGCCGCGCUUGCAGCUCUUUCACCCGUUCCUUGCCAGGUGUUCAGUCCUGCUUUGACUGACGACGAGCUGGGCCUCAUUGGCACGCCAGCUCCGAUGCAAAGUCUGCCUUCGCCCAUGCCCGCAACUCAACAAAUCGAGCCGGCUCGCUUAGCUCUGGCCUCGACUGUGUCAUGCCCAGCUGUUCCAGCAUCAUACCGUCCAGAGCUUGUGCAAGAAGAUCAGCGCUUGUUGCGCUCCACGAGCGAAAGACCCAGCAGUAUGUUCGAGUCCCAGCCAGCGGCAUCGUCGCGCCCGAUGAGUGUUCUCGAGCGUCCACGGCCAGGCACGCGAGGCUCCAUGCUGUUUGGAGGCGCGUAUCAGGACGUCGAACGGGCGCAGGCUCGUGGCAGCGCUCAAACUCAGAGGAGAGACUCUGGAACUCUGAGUUCGGAGCAGCGUCGACCAAGCGUUCCUGCUCGUCCCUGCCCGCCGGUCCCAAAGCGUAGGAGCUCUUUGGACAUGCGAAAUUUGGUCGGUGAACACAACGAUGCGGCCCAAUGCGGAAUUGCGAGUUGCACACCAGUCCAGUCUGGACCUCGUGCAAUGAGCCGCAAUGGGUCUCAAGCUUUUUGGGAGGAGACGAAACACGCUCUCGGUGAAAAAGUGGCCAGCAAGCCGACGAGCGCUGCCUUGCCCGACUUGGAAGCUAGGAGGCUCUCUGUGAGCAUGGCAGGUAUACCCAUCUCGAUGAUGACCUCUGCUCAGUCGGCACCUCAGAUCGCUCGCGUGCCACCAAGCACGUCACCAGCUACUGGAGCACGGAAAGAGCUGCUCGCACAACUUCAAGCUCAGGCAGCCACCAUGACGCGAUCCAAGUCCGAGCUGCCAAUCUCUUCUGCGCAGCACUCGGUCCGCCGCAAGCCCGCUGGAAUCCUGACCGCGUCAGAGAUGCAAGAAAUUCGCCGAGCGUGCAAGCAAAAGCAAGACUUUUUGCGUGCUGCUGCUACUGCUGGGGUGAAGGGACCCUCCGACAUCCGCCAUUCCGUGCAUUUCGACGAGAGCGUUCGACUCCAGCACCAGUACGCGAGCGGGCAGCGCUCAACGCCAAGAAUUGUGGUCAGUCCCGCCCAAUCUCUGCCAGUCCCUUGCACCAGCAAAUCGACGUUGCGACCAAAGUCUGCCCAAUCCUCUCGUAGCGUGGGAGGUAUGUCCAGCUCGCUGUCGCUGCCGACUCUUUUCGUAGCCCGUACACCCAGCCAACGUAGACGUGGGCACACGGGUGUACCUGCAACUGAACCGGGCUCCCUCGCUUUGGCAAAGCUUGGCAUCAGCUCGGGCGCCCCGACCAGAACCUCGAUGGUCUCCGUCGGUGGCAAUGGACGUGGCUCUUCGAAUUCGGGCAAAUCAGAUGUGAAAACUCCCGAAGGUGUGAUUCUGGUCGUUGAGAAUGUCAUUCAAGAAGAGUCGAGAGUUCUCGUGGUCAUGUAG
This is a messenger RNA of Ceraceosorus bombacis, 2748 nucleotides long. The record is from the annotation of a GenBank genome assembly. Lineage: Eukaryota; Fungi; Basidiomycota; Exobasidiomycetes; Ceraceosorales; Ceraceosoraceae.